Messenger RNA from Pelmatolapia mariae (spotted tilapia), 1965 nucleotides. It is a transcript of the gene trnau1apb, whose product is annotated as tRNA selenocysteine 1 associated protein 1b. The coding region runs from base 127 to 1149 and encodes 340 amino acids. The record is from RefSeq and is a predicted model, not a curated record. NCBI's taxonomy places the organism in Eukaryota, Metazoa, Chordata, Actinopteri, Cichliformes, Cichlidae. The transcript has 9 exons. Gene Ontology annotation, biological process: selenocysteine incorporation. Gene Ontology annotation, cellular component: nucleus. Gene Ontology annotation, molecular function: tRNA binding.
GGCUAAGGCGGAAGUGGAACGACGAAUGGACUUGUCCAGUGUGACCGUGUAGAUAACUUUAAUAUUUAACAAAAUAUUUGCUUUUUGUACCACGAAUAUAUACUCUUACCAUCUUAUUUCGCAUCCAUGAUGUUCAACAGACAGACGAGUCUCUGGAUGGGUGAUCUCGACCCAUAUAUGGAUGAGAACUUCAUCAAACAGGCCUUUAGUGCUAUGGGAGAGUCUCCAUUUGGGGUCAAGAUCAUCACUCACAGGAUAACAGGCGGUUCAGCAGGAUACUGUUUUGUGGAGCUGGCAGAUGAAGCGAGUGUGGAGCGGUGUGUCCAGAGACUCAACGGGAAACUGGUUCCUGGAUCAAACCCGCCCCGGAAGUUUAAGCUAAACUAUGCCACCUAUGGGAAACGGCCAGAAGCAGGGCCAGAGUUCUCAGUUUUCGUGGGCGACUUGGCUUCUGAGAUAGAUGACUUCCAGCUGCAUCAAGUUUUUAAGAAGUACCCUUCAUGCAAAGGAGCCAAAGUAGUCACCGACCAGUAUGGAUACUCAAGAGGCUAUGGCUUUGUCAAGUUUGGAGAGGAGAGCGAGCAGAAGAAGGCGAUCGAGGAGUGCCAGGGUACGAUGCUGGGAGGAAAGCCACUCAGGCUCAGUAUUGCUGUUGCAAAGAGCCAGAAGAUGAGCAGCUACCACGGGGGCCAGGGCCAGAAUUACCAGAGCAACUACAACCAGACUCAGUCUGGUUACUAUGGCAGCCAUAGUGGUGGAAGCCAGGGUUACUAUUCUCAGUGGGGGGGCUACGACCAGUAUGGUGGCUACAACAGUACUGGCUACAACAGCGGCUAUGGCAGCGGCUACAACAGUGGCUACAACUAUGGUUACGGAGCCUAUGGAUACCCACCACCAGGUCACAUGAUGCCACCACCUCCCAUGGGGAUGCCGCCAAUGUCCACAGACAUGUCAGGAGCCGUAGAGCAGAGCCAUGUGGAGGCUGAAGACAUAGAUGAGGAUAAUGCAGAAGAGCCCAUUCCCGAGUGUGACGUCGACCUGUGGAACAAAGAUUUCAUGCAGCGCAGCGAGGAGCUCUACGAUGCCAUGAUGAAUUGUCACUGGGAGGCUCUGGACUCUGUUGACUCCCCCAUCCCUUCAUUCUCUUGAUAAUGCCCCCCCCCCCCCGAAAUGUUUCAUUUUUAAAAAACGUUUUUUGUUUUUUUUAUCCCCAAAAUCUUAACAACACACUGAUACCUUCUAGAGGCCAGCUUUCAUUUCCUGUGUCAGUUCUCACUAAAACUGAUAAUGCAAACACGUUCCUCUUUAAACACCUAAAAUAUUCACAGACUUGGCUGUAACAUUUACCAUGUUAGCAACAAACAGCAGGUCAGUCAUUAUUCAGUGAAGCUGCUCUGUAGUACUGCAGACUUGAGUGUCAUGCACCACCACUGAAUUAUGCCACUGAGGAACAAACUGUAGUUAUUUGAUGAUGGAAUGACCAGCAGACGCACAUUCAGCAACGUUGAGAUUGACAUCUGCAAACAAAAAUGAAAACCAUGCCUUUAUUGUCUUUUGUCAUGUACUUCCUGUGAGUCCAGGAUGAUCAUUAGAAUUGCUUUUUUUUUUUUUUUUUUUUUUAAAUGAAUGAAUUCCUGUCUUUAAAAAAAAAUUCUGAUAGAUUAUUGAACUCAUUUAGGAAGAGUUGAAAACUGAGUUUACACCCUACAGAAAAUCACAUCAAUCGGAAACGUUUUCUGUUUUUCAAACAAGAAGCUCACAAUCUUUCUAUGUGCUAGAUGAACGAGACAAACUCCCAACAUGUUCGAGUGCUGUGAAAACUGUGUAAGGACUUUAACGGCUGAUUUGAUGUCAGACCUCGAGGCAGCCAUCAACUGCUCUUUGAUGGCUGAAGUUUUGUAUAUAUUUUCUUUCUGGAGAUGUUUUAUCAAUAAAAUGAAUUAAGGUGGAAAAAUGUCUCUUUUG